Xenia sp. Carnegie-2017 is the source of this 1091-nucleotide messenger RNA. RefSeq names its product N-terminal Xaa-Pro-Lys N-methyltransferase 1-like. Gene Ontology annotation, biological process: N-terminal protein amino acid methylation. NCBI's taxonomy places the organism in Eukaryota, Metazoa, Cnidaria, Anthozoa, Malacalcyonacea, Xeniidae. The coding region runs from base 104 to 784 and encodes 226 amino acids. The record is from RefSeq and is a predicted model, not a curated record. Gene Ontology annotation, molecular function: N-terminal protein N-methyltransferase activity. Gene Ontology annotation, cellular component: cytoplasm. The transcript is spliced from 9 exons.
GUAAUAUGGCGGGACAUUUAUAUAUUUAGAAGACAGGUUCAGAGUUGUUUUGUUAAUGAACUGAUGCAAAUCGGAGAAAAAAAGAUAGACAUUGAAAGUAACAAUGGAAAACAGAGGUUGUAUGGAUAAUCGUGAAAAAUGGUACGGAGACGCACAGGAAUUUUGGAAAAAUGUUUCCCCAACAGUUGAUGGCAUGCUUGGAGGACACGCUUACAUCAGUCCUGUCGAUAUAAAGGGAUCAACAGAGUUCUUAAAGGAAUUUUUUGAGGAAAACAAUGGAUUUUUAAAAGACAACUAUGCAUUAGAUUGUGGUGCUGGCAUUGGUCGGGUGACAAAACAUCUUCUUUUGCCAUUGUUUAAGAAAGUUGAUAUGGUAGAACAAGAUAAAAGUUUUGUUGAGAAGUCAAAUGUAUUUUUGGGUGAAGAAAAUUCCAGCAGAAUAGGAGAAAGAUUUUGUUGUGGAUUACAGGAGUUUGUUCCACCAAGUCAACGCUAUAACUUGAUAUGGAUACAAUGGGUGUUGCUUUAUUUAACUGAUGAUGAUUUGGUGGAAUUUUUAUUAAAAUGUCAAAAUGCUUUGUUGCCAAAUGGUCUUAUUUGCCUGAAAGAGAACAUUUUGUUGAAGCGUUCACUGACCGAUAAAGAAGACAGUAGUAUUACAAGGACAGAUAAAAGGUUGAAGAAACUUAUCACAAAAGCUGGUCUUACUGUAGUGAAACAAUCUAUUCAAACAGGCUUUCCUGCUGGACUUUUGAAAGUAAAAAUGUAUGCAUUGCGUAAAUGAAAAGAAAAAAAUUCAAUUUAUUAUGAGGAUGAGAAGGAAAGAACUAAACAUGUAUGUCAAAUGUUAACAUUUUUAUUUGAACUUGGAAAUCUUUAAUUUCGUAAAUAAUUAAUGCUAGUCAUGUUGUGAUGAAAACAACAGUUUCAUGAGUUCUCUAACAACUAAAACAUUAACACUGUUACCAAGCAGGCGAUAUCUUUGCUUUCGUGUUAUAUGAGAAGGAAAUUCUACAACAAUGACAAAAAAUGAUUUUCAACAACAGAAAAAAUGAAAUUAAAAUCUUUGUUAGUGGAUGUUAGUUACCAAA